Frankliniella occidentalis (western flower thrips) is the source of this 2272-nucleotide messenger RNA. It is a transcript of the gene cry, whose product is annotated as cryptochrome-1. Gene Ontology annotation, cellular component: cytoplasm; nucleus. Lineage: Eukaryota; Metazoa; Arthropoda; Insecta; Thysanoptera; Thripidae. Gene Ontology annotation, molecular function: DNA binding; FAD binding. The transcript is spliced from 9 exons. The record is from RefSeq and is a predicted model, not a curated record. Gene Ontology annotation, biological process: entrainment of circadian clock by photoperiod; circadian regulation of gene expression. Bases 174 to 1814 code for a protein of 546 amino acids.
AACAACAACAGGCAACAGAUAGUUCUAGGAGGGGGUAGGGAGGCACGUUAGUAGGACACGUGCAGGAAAUGAAAGGGUUGGGGUUGAAGGGUUGGAUGAUACAGAUGGUUACGUAAGCCAAGGGCGAAAUUUAUUGGGGCUCAGUCCUCAGUCUGAAAGGUCUUGAUAUUUAAAUGGCUACGAGUGAUAAUAACAUGUGUGAUAAGGCGACUGUUCUGUGGUUCCGAAGAGGUUUACGUCUUCAUGACAAUCCUGCCUUAAUCAAAGCAUUGUCAACUAAAAAUGUAUUCUACCCCAUUUUUAUUUUUGAUGGAGAAACAGCAGGUAUUACUAAGGAAUCUAGUUAUAACAGAGUACGCUUUUUUCUGGAGAGCUUAAAAGAUUUAGACAGACAGUUACGUGCAAAGAAAGGGAAAUUGCACUUCAUCAAGGGUGACCCUGUUAAAGUGUUUGAAGCUAUUCAUAAUAUUGUGCCUUUGGAAUUAGUUUCUUUCGAGCAGGAUCCAGAACCAAUGUGGGAGUCUCGGGAUUCUAAAGCGAAAGCCUAUUUCGAUCAACAUACAAUCAAAUGGACAGAAGAAAUAUCUCACACUCUGUGGAACCCUCUUGAUAUUAUCAAGGCCAAUGGCGGUGUUCCACCAUUAACCUAUGAAAUGUUUUUGCACAUUUUGUCUGUAGUCGGUGAUCCACCUAGACCUGUGGAAGAUCCUGAAUGGGAGGGAGUGAAAUUUGGAUUUCUGCCUCUUAAUAUUGGAAAUGAAGUAACAGUAUACCAUUCCAUACCAACACCUGAACAAUUGGGUUACCUCCAAACUAGAAGUUCAGAUCAGCAAAUUAAUAGGUGGAUUGGUGGAGAGCAGACUGCCCUGAUAAAACUUCAAGAUCGAUUGAAAGUUGAAGAGAGGGCUUUUUUAGACGGAAUUUAUCUGCCAAACCAAGCAAGACCAAAUCUUUUAGGUCCUUCUUCCAGUCAAAGUGCAGCUUUAAGUUUUGGUUGCCUAUCUAUUCGAAAAUUUUACUGGGCUGUGCAUGACAUGUUUAAUAAAAUAUAUUUGGGCCAUACUCAGUUAAAUCAAAGCAUUACAGGACAAUUCAUUUGGAGAGAAUUUUUCUAUACAAUGUCUAUAAAAAAUCCGUAUUAUGGUGAAAUGGAGCGCAAUCCCCUUUGUCUUAAUUUACCGUGGACUAAGAAUCGUGAAGAUCUUGCCAAAAAGUGGGAAAAUGGUUUAACAGGAUAUCCAUUUAUUGAUGCUGUCAUGAGACAAUUACAUCAGGAAGGAUGGGUUCACCAUGUUGCUCGUAAUGCAGUGGCAUGUUUUCUGACAAGGGGGGACUUAUGGAUAAGCUGGGAAGUCGGUCUUCGAUUGUUCCUACGCUUAUUAUUGGAUGCCGACUGGUCUCUGUGUGCAGGAAACUGGAUGUGGGUCUCCUCCUCAGCCUUUGAACAACUAUUAGAUUGCAGCUCUUGUGUGUGUCCUGUGAACUAUGGGCGUAGGCUAGACCCACAAGGAGAGUACAUUAGGAGAUACAUACCAGAACUGAGGAACUAUCCUAUAGAGUAUCUGUAUGAACCCUGGAAAGCACCACUUAAAGUACAAGAGAUGGCAGGGUGUUACAUUGGACAAGAGUAUCCAGAACGUAUUGUAGAUCAUGCUGUUGUUUCUGAAAAAAAUAGAAAGAUGAUGGAAAAUAUCAGAUUAACCCUUGUUGAGGAAAGCACACCACACUGCUGUCCAUCUAACGAAGAGGAAGUUCGACAGUUCAUGUGGUUACCAGAAUCUUGUUCGGAUUACCUGUGUGCCAACAGAAAAUAACAUAAUUAUUGUCACUGCUGUGUGUACCAUUCCCGGCCAUUCCACUUUGUGUGUUGUGUUUUGUAGUGUGUGUUGGUUUGUGAAAUGUAUUGGUAUUGAUUUUACAAAGCGAGCAAUCAUCAAUCAAAAUUACAUCAAAUUGUUGUGAAUUGAUCAAAAUUUUGUGAAAACUGGGACAUUUUUGCAUCAAAAUUUCAUUUUUGAUGUGAGAUUGACGUCAAAUUGAUGUGCCUUCAUUGAACAUUGCUCGCUGGUUUAUUUUGAUGGUGUUCUGCACCUAAUGUUAUUACGACAUUCUGCACCAAAUGUGAUAUUAUUGCCGUCCUGUGUUAGGACAGCAGCAUGUACCCAAUUAAUUGUGAUAGGAUUUAUAUAUUGUGAUAUUUUUUGUUGUUUUAUCUUCUUGUUUAGAGCACGUUUCUUGAUACUCUUAUAAAUGAUUUUUAGGGACACAUGAA